GUGUUAGAAAGUUUCAAGAUUAUGGACUAUAGCCUGCUGCUUGGAGUUCAUGUACUCGACCGUCCACCCAAAGAAAAAGAGGGAGAGACGUCUCACUAUUCCAUAGACAAUAAACGGCCGUCAGUGCAGAAAGUUCUGUACUCCACUGCCUUGGAGUCUAUACAGGGUCCUGGGAAGGCUGUGGAUGCUGUCACAAAGGAGAACACAAUGGGAGGUAUCCCUGCAAAGAACCAUAAAGGAGAAAGAAUGCUGCUUUUCAUGGGUAUUAUCGAUAUUCUCCAGUCUUACAGGCUGAUAAAGAAAUUGGAACAUUCAUGGAAAGCAUUAGUUUAUGAUGGGGACACAGUGUCGGUUCAUAGGCCAAGUUUUUAUGCAGAUAGAUUUUUGAAGUUUAUGAAUUCCAGGGUCUUCAAGAAAGUCCAAGCUUUAAAGUCAUCACCCUCUAAGCGACGAUGCAAUUCUAUCCCAGCUUUGAAGUCUUCAUCACAGGAGAUUCUGUCUGCCAACACCCAUGAGUCUUUGGAAGAGAAGGAGAAAAACAAAAAACUGACAGAAGGUCAGAGUUUCACCAGUCUGGAUGAAGAGGCAAUAAAUUCAAGGCACCGGCCUGACCUUGUGCCAAGCACGCCAUCCUUAUUUGAAGCUGCUUCCCUAGCAACGACAAUAUCCUCUUCAUCACUGUUUGCAGAUGAUCAGUAUCACCAUGAAGACACAAUUCGCUAUUCUAGCAGGAGAGGACUACCGUCAAGUUCUACGUUCACGCUAGAAGACAGUGCGUACCAAACAUCUGAGCAGAGCACAAUAGAAAUGGACAAUGACAAUGAUGCCUUUGAUGUCUACUUAUAAAAAGACGUGCAGGAUUCUUCUUGUGAGAGACAGCUUGCUGUAAAACACAGUUUUCUAAGUGGGUUUUAUGUGAAGAGGAGAUUCACUGACAUUUCUGUGGACACGAGAGCGCAGUUACGUCAUCUGCCUUGAUCUGACAUACUUUGCUGGUGGAAACGGGAGAGGACAGUUAGUUGCACUUUGCUUAUGGAACUGUGAAGAACUCUUACAAAGCAUUAACAUUUCUGCUUCCAUUGCUGCAAACCACCUUGGACCUUGGAGUGACCACAUGGUGUUUCCUUUGCAUGUUUUCCGCUGUGAGUGGCAUGACACAUGACCUGUUGACCUUCUAAAACUCCAUACAAAAGAUCAUAAAUGCGAAGUAAAUGAAGUCGUUUUUCCUUCUUCCUUCUGAAAUCUAGACUGAGAUCUGUCUUGUUGGGUUGCAGUAUAAUUUCAUGCAGCUUCUGUGUACUUAUACAUCCUGACGAUCUGCUUCAGUAAAGAUGUUUCCAAUAUGUUUACUAUAGACACUGAAGACUAUGUGCUCUUUAUAACUAAGCCUUAUGUUGUGUACAUACUGUCUUUGAAAUAUUGUGAUCUAGUUUAUUGCUUGUAAAUGACAAAUUCUAUAAUUUAUUUAGACAAAAUUAACUGUAUACUAUAGUUUUAUGGAUGAAAAAAAUAAAUAUUUUGUUCUCAGUA
Messenger RNA from Bufo gargarizans (Asiatic toad), 1530 nucleotides. Its product is annotated as phosphatidylinositol 4-phosphate 5-kinase type-1 beta-like. The transcript is spliced from 8 exons. NCBI's taxonomy places the organism in Eukaryota, Metazoa, Chordata, Amphibia, Anura, Bufonidae. Gene Ontology annotation, molecular function: phosphatidylinositol kinase activity. Bases 22 to 846 code for a protein of 274 amino acids. Gene Ontology annotation, biological process: phosphatidylinositol metabolic process. The record is from RefSeq and is a predicted model, not a curated record.